Molecule: messenger RNA, 585 nt
Organism: Cantharellus anzutake
Lineage: Eukaryota; Fungi; Basidiomycota; Agaricomycetes; Cantharellales; Hydnaceae
Exons: 5
Coding region: 1-585 (194 amino acids)
Source: RefSeq, a predicted model, not a curated record
AUGGGGCAGGCGUACACUAGGGAGGGUUCCCAACCAGUGUUUGGGAGCAAUUCGAGGCGGGGAGGAUGGUACAAGAGCCUUGAGGAUGGCUUUGAGAAUCGGUCGUCUACUGCAGGGUUGAGUGCAGGCAGCGUGACGAGACUUGCAAUUUACAAAGCUCCGGAGGGAUUCUGCGUCAUGAUCGUGUCCUUUCGAGAAUUCUCUGGGAACAAUCGAAGAGGGACGCGAAACUUGGGAGUUAGGCAGAUACCGCCACGCAUGUUGGAACCAACGGGGGGGAAAGCACAACGUUACGGUCUUCAGAGUCUGGCGGGUAAUACGCUUAUUGUUGGCUUGUAUGAUUCCACUGGAAGCCAGCCAGCGUAUCAUGUUUCGAAAUACCAAAUCUCUGAAGACUCAACUUUCCAGCCCGCGACUCAGGAAGGAUAUCACGCCGGCAGGCCAACUCCUCGCACUCCAUCCUCGUUCUUUAAGCGACAAGCAGAUGGUCAAUUCAAGGUGAGCAUUGCCGACCCACCAUCUCAUCAUUAUCGAGACCUAUGGGGCAUGGGCAAGGAUAGGGAGGGCCUAUUUGGUGAUACCUAG